This is a messenger RNA of Punica granatum (pomegranate), 1102 nucleotides long. Lineage: Eukaryota; Viridiplantae; Streptophyta; Magnoliopsida; Myrtales; Lythraceae. The record is from RefSeq and is a predicted model, not a curated record.
CCUGCAGACGAAGAUCCAAGAUAGAGAUAGAGAUAUGACGAACCCGCAACCCCGAGCCCUCGACCGCGUCCCUCGAGCCUGCGACCCCCGAGCCUUGGACCGCGUCCCUCGAGCCGCGACCCUCGAGCCCUCGACCGUGACCUCGAGUCCUUGACCCUCGGAAGAGACAGAGACUAAGACGAACCCGCGACCCUCGAGCUCUCGACCACGUCCCUCGAGCCGCGACCCUCGCGCCUUCGACCGCUACCUCGAGCCCUCGACCUCGAGCCCGCGACUCCACGACAUUUCGGGCUUUCCCUGUCGUCUUCUUCAUCAAUAAUCCAUGAAGAUGAAGAGGGUCGUCCAGCCCAUCAUCCUUCCUUAUCCCCUCUGCACAUACCCAGUAGAUUAGAUUCUUUUGACCCAACAAUUUCUUCAUGUUCAAUCUUCAAGACCCGACAGCACACCCUCCUCGGAUCGGUAAGCUCUCUACCUCCGUUGUUUAGUCCCCCAGAUUUUUAACCAAUCAUCGUACCGGGACUCUGUCAAAGUAUUGGAGGCUGACAUACAGCAUGCUAAUUCUCUGGCUGCUGCCAUUCCAAUCAAAGGGCGGAGUUCGGCUUCAUAUGAAACUGGUCUGCAGUAACUGGGCACCUCUUUUCUUCUUUUUGCUUCGAUGGGUUGAUUGUUCUUGUGCUUGUUUCUUGCCGGGGUACUUGAACCUCUUCCGCAUCCUCAUAUACAAGGUUUACCCAGAUGGGAGAUUGAGCCUUCGCGCUAACGCAAGGAAAGCAACAAUACGGGACUUCUAUGGCAUCUAGUUGAUCCUCUGAAGCUUCCGCAAAUCGAAUUUUUUACGGUUGAAGUGGAUAGAGGAAAUUGAAACUCCAUUAGUGGAUCAAGAGAGCCGAACAAGAUAGCUGCUGUGCGGAAAGCCCCUUGAGAGCCAGAAUCCUGCAAGUUCUUUUCCCUUGGUGCUCGGAUGAGUUCCUCUGUAAAUUAGUAUGGAGCCUGAAAUGUAUAGCACUGUAAUUCAUUACAUUACCCUGCCAACUGUGCUGUUUCAUUUGGUAUGAAUAAUAACUGUUACGUAGUAUACUCCGCAUUUCUCCUUCCUAUCAAA